AUGACCUUCCUCGCGAUCAUCAGUUGUUUUGUCGCUAAAAACAACGAUGAGCGAGGUCCCAAGGUUAGCUCUCUCGGCGUGUACCAAGCUGAACCUAGACACGACUUUUACCAGUCUCCGACAGACGUCACUGUCUCGAUUUACGUGAAGGGCUAUGGCGCCUCACCUGCCCGCGAGAACGUCAAGGUCGUCUACCACACGCACAGCGUCGAUGUGUCGCUCCCGGCUCUCGACAACGCGGCAGCGAAGUCAUUCACUCUCGGACCGCUUGCUGGUGCGAUUGCGCCUGGAGACUGCAGCGAACGCGUGCUGGGAACGAAGCUCACGCUCAAGAAGGAUGAGCCCGGUGUUCAGUGGCCCACGCUGCUGUCUUCCGGCUCUGGCCAGUCUGUAAAACUUUCAAGCCUUCCAGCUUCGUCUUCCCCGACUCCUGCUUCGAGCUCCUCGGGUUACAAGGGCGCAACUCCAUCCGCUCCUUCAGCGUCGAAGCCGGCUCGCAAGAACUGGGACGCCGUUGUCGAUGCCGAGCUCGAGGAGGACGACGCCGCGAACGACCCGAAUGCGGGCGGCGACGCCGCGCUGCAGAAACUCUUCUCGGGCAUCUACGCGAAUGCGGACGAGGACACGAAGCGCGCCAUGAUUAAGAGCUUUACGGAAAGUGGAGGCACAACCCUGUCCACCGACUGGAGCCAGAUCGGCAAGGCGGCUCCGACCAUGGCGUCUGGAUCCAAGUCGCCUGCCGCAGGGAGCUCGAGCCCCGUCGCCAACCGCAAUAUCUCUCUCGAGACAAUGAAGACCGACUCGCUCACCCGCCAGGUCCUGACGGACUCGCCGACCCACUCGCACCUCCUCUCUGUUGGCUCGAGUAGGGUUCUCGCCCUCAGCGCCGACAAGGACCACAUCUAUGCGGGAUGCCAAGGCCGCGACAACGAGAUCACUGUUUUCUGUCGGCGUGACUUCCAGCCAGAAUACAGGCUCUUAGGACAUGAGGGCAGUGUGCUGUGUCUGCUCGUUGUUCCGGAGAAGGAGUGGCUCAUCUCAGGCAGCAGUGCCGGAGACGUUCGAAUCUGGUCUACACGGACAUUCGAGCCGCUGUACAUCAUCCACCCCUGCGACGACACGUCCGGCGACAUCUUCAGCCUGGCCUGGGACGAUCGAGAAGGCGGCACGCUCUACUUCGGUGCGCAGAACACAUCGAUCGAGUGGGUCAACUUCGGCAAGGACAUCCGGGGCACGCGACCUGUUGUUGCGCCGACGGCCGUCAAGGGCAACAUCUCGAACCUGCUCAACGGACAAGGACACGAGCACCACGGACACCCACCACCGUCGGCGCCGACACCUAGCCAGCGAAGUGGACGGUACAAGCCGAGUCCGUUCUUCGACACGCCGUCGACACCUGGAUCGCCCGGGUCCUGCACGCCGGCAGGAAGGUGCACGCCGAGUCGAUCAAUCAGCUGUGGCAAGGGCGCUAACACGCCAGCCGCCGCUGCCACCACGGGAGGUGACUACUUCAAGCGCGGCGGCGAUGUAGUCGAAUUUGAGGUCGACGCGGACUCGACGCUCUUCUACGCCCACUACGGAUACGUCUACGCGUUGCAGAUGAUCGCGCGGGCGGACGGCACGCGGUGGCUCGCGUCGGGCAGUGGCGACAGCGACGUCAAGGUCUGGGAAUGCCUGCCCGGCGGCGGGCUGAAGCUUGUGCGGGAGUUCGUUGGGCUGUCCGGCGCGGUCUUCUCGCUGGCAUACCGCGACUCGCUGCUCUACGGCGGACUACAGGGCGGCGAGAUCGAUGUGUGGGACCUGGAGACGGGGUCGCGGAUCCGAACCAUCGAAGCGCACUCGAGCGACGUGCUCAGCCUCGCGGUGCUGAGGGGAGACGUGUACAGCGGAGCUGGCGACGGGCGGAUAUUCCGCAUCGACGACGCAUUCAACUGCACAGCAGCUCUGAAGGCACACGAUAGCACCGCGCUCGCGAUGGCGAUUGUGCCCGCCGACCGGGACGGAGCGUACGACCUCGUAACAGCUGGAAACGACAGCUACGUUAAGAUCUGGCGGGUGCGUGCGCAUCCUUCACGGUUAGCGAGGAGCCCGGAGGAACACCGCGACCUGCAGCUGCCAGAGCUGACGGAGCUGUCGGACGACGACGGGGACACGAUGCUGUAUGCCCUGUCCAAGCUGGUGGCGAUCCCGACCGUAUCAGACGAGCAGCACCGCGAGCCGUGCAGACAGGGCGCGCAUUUGCUGAACAAGAUUCUGGGGCAGCUCGGUGCCAAGUCCUGCCUUCUGAGCGGCGACCAGGGCAAGAAUCCGCUAGUGCUUGCGACGUUCAGCGGUCACAAGCCGACAUGCGACAAGCCGCGCCGCCGCGUGCUGUUCUACGGACACUACGACGUGCAGCCUGUUGGCGAGAAGGGGUGGUCGAGCGAUCCCUGGCAUCUGACGGGCAAAGACGGGUAUCUCUACGGCCGAGGCGUGACGGACAACAAGGGCCCGAUCAUGGCGAUUGCGUGUGCCGCGGCGGCGCUCCGGCAGCGGCGAGAGCUCGACGUCGACCUCGUCAUGCUGAUCGAGGGCGAGGAAGAGGCGGGUUCGCGCGGCUUCGCGUCCGCGGUGCGCAGGCAUCGGCAGAUGAUCGGGGACGUGGACGUGAUCCUGCUCUCGAACUCGACGUGGAUUGACGAGGAAGACCCCUGCGUCGUGUACGGCAUGCGCGGGGUUGUGUACGCGAACCUGUCGAUCGAGUCGCAGCGGGAUGACGUCCACUCCGGCGUCGAGGGAGGCGCAGUCCACGAGCCCAUGUUCGACAUGGUCAACCUCCUCUCCAAGCUGAGCGACACGGGCGGCUUGAAGGUACCCGGGUUCUACAACAGUGUCCGCCCCGAGAGCGCCGAGGAGCGCGCGCUGCUCGAGUCGGUCGCGACUGCCUCUGGCCGGCGCCUGAGGGACCUGGAGAGGGUGUGGCGCGAGCCGUCCUUCAGCAUAGCCAACAUCCGCACCUCGGGGAGCACGCAGAACAAGACCGUCAUUCCCCGCCGCGUGACGGCGGACAUCUCGCUGCGUCUCGUGCCGGACCAGGACAUGAGUGCCGUCGUGGACGCGCUGACGACCUACUGCCGCGACGAAUUCGAGCGCCUGCAGAGUCCGAACCACCUCGACGUGAAGAUCACGCAUGCAGCGUCGUGGUGGCUGGCAGCCCUCGAGAACCCCUACUUCAAGGCGCUCGAGAAUGCGGUCGAAGACGUGUGGAAGCGCCGCCCGCUGAAGAUUCGUGAGGGUGGCACGGUGCCCACGAUGAGCUGGCUCGAGAAGGAGUUUGGCGUGCCCUGUGUGCACUUGCCACUUGGACAGGCGAGUGAUGCGGGACAUCUCGCGAAUGAGCGAAUGAGACUGCUCAACCUCACGAACGGGAAGAAGGUGUUUGAGCGGUAUCUCGUGAGGCUCGCGGAGAUCUAG
Messenger RNA from Trichosporon asahii var. asahii CBS 2479, 3453 nucleotides. RefSeq lists its product as uncharacterized. Gene Ontology annotation, biological process: proteolysis; glutathione catabolic process. The record is from RefSeq and is a predicted model, not a curated record. Lineage: Eukaryota; Fungi; Basidiomycota; Tremellomycetes; Trichosporonales; Trichosporonaceae. The coding region runs from base 1 to 3453 and encodes 1150 amino acids. The transcript is spliced from 5 exons. Gene Ontology annotation, molecular function: peptidase activity; protein binding.